Molecule: messenger RNA, 1350 nt
Organism: Myxocyprinus asiaticus (Chinese sucker)
Lineage: Eukaryota; Metazoa; Chordata; Actinopteri; Cypriniformes; Catostomidae
Product: hepatocyte nuclear factor 6-like
Exons: 2
Coding region: 1-1350 (449 amino acids)
Biological process (GO): regulation of transcription by RNA polymerase II
Cellular component (GO): nucleus
Molecular function (GO): DNA-binding transcription factor activity, RNA polymerase II-specific; RNA polymerase II cis-regulatory region sequence-specific DNA binding
Source: RefSeq, a predicted model, not a curated record
AUGGAACUUACAAUGGAUAACAUUGGAAAUCUGCACGGCGUGUCACACUCCCAUCAAACGGGGGACUUGAUGAACUCUCCUCACGCGCGACAGUCGGCGACACAUAGGAACUUGGUGUCAUCGCACGGGAGAUCAGCGAUGGUCUCCAGCAUGGCCUCAAUACUGGAUGGGGCCGGGGAGUAUCGCACGGACCAUUCGUUGUCCGGUCCUCUCCAUCCAGCAAUGACCAUGUCUUGUGAUUCGAACAUGAGUUUCAGCAGCACUUACACCACAUUGACGCCGCUGCAGCACCACCUGCCUCCCAUAUCCAACGUCUCAGAGAAAUUCCACCAUCACCCGCACCCGCACGCUCAUCACCAUCCAGCGCACCAGCGUCUCACCGCCGGGAACGUCAGCGGCAGCUUCACACUGAUGCGGGACGAUCGGGGCCUCGCGUCCAUGAGCAACCUAUACGGCCACUACUCCAAAGACUUGUCCGGCAUGGGACAGCCUUUAUCACCUCUCUCCAACGGCCUUGGGUCUUUGCACAACUCUCAACAGACUCUGGGCGCCUAUGGUCCUAGUUCACACCUGGGGAACGAAAAGAUGAUUUCCACGGGAGGCUUCGAGUCCCACGCCACGAUGCUCGGUAGGGGCGAGGAGCACCUGACGCGGGGUUUAGGGGGACAUGGGGCGGGCAUCAUGUCUUCUCUCAACGGGAUCCACCACCACAGCCACUCGCACGCUCAGGUGAACGGGUCGGUGCUCUCAGAGCGCGACAGACAGGCGGCAGGCGCCGGCGGACAGGGUGAAGGGUCCGGGCAGGUGGAGGAGAUCAACACCAAAGAGGUGGCUCAGCGAAUAACGGCGGAGUUAAAGAGGUAUAGCAUUCCACAGGCCAUCUUCGCCCAGAGGAUCUUGUGUCGCUCUCAAGGAACUCUCUCUGAUCUCCUGAGGAACCCUAAACCCUGGAGUAAACUCAAGUCAGGUCGAGAGACGUUCAGAAGGAUGUGGAAGUGGCUGCAGGAACCCGAGUUCCAGCGUAUGUCGGCCCUCAGGCUUGCAGCCUGCAAGCGUAAAGAACAGGAGCAGCACAAGGAGCGUAACAUGGCACCCAAGAAGCAGCGCCUGGUCUUCACCGACCUGCAGCGUCGCACACUUAUUGCCAUUUUCAAGGAGAACAAGCGGCCCUCAAAGGAAAUGCAACUGACCAUCUCACAGCAGCUGGGCUUGGAACAUAGCACCGUCAGCAACUUCUUCAUGAAUGCCCGUCGCCGCUGCGUUGACCGCUGGCAUGAGGAACAUCAUCACAGCCAUGGUGCCAGCCCCGGCCAGGCAGGCACCUCCGCCACCACCUUCUCGAAGGCUUAA